Molecule: messenger RNA, 8452 nt
Organism: Melospiza georgiana
Lineage: Eukaryota; Metazoa; Chordata; Aves; Passeriformes; Passerellidae
Gene: GPR26
Product: G protein-coupled receptor 26
Exons: 3
Coding region: 474-1487 (337 amino acids)
Biological process (GO): adenylate cyclase-activating G protein-coupled receptor signaling pathway
Cellular component (GO): membrane
Molecular function (GO): G protein-coupled receptor activity
Source: RefSeq, a predicted model, not a curated record
UUCAGCCUGGAAGGGAGCGAGGCUUGGAGGAGAGGGGAGGGGAGAGAAAGACACAGAGAGAGAGGCAGAAAGCAAGGCAGAAAGAGAGCACAAUCCACUCGGUGCGUUGCUCGCAAGCUUGGGGCUGACAAUGAGGGAUCUCAGGAGAGCAGCUUCUCAGAAUAACACGCUCUCCUCCGCAUGGACCGACGGCAGGCAGUGGUUCAGCCCUGCUGAUAUUUUUUAAGCCCUCCUCGCGGUUUGAUGGGCAUUCCCAGUGCCUUUGUGCACGUCUCGGGAAGCGUUGACGUGGAAAGGAGCAGCGAGGAGGGGGAGGCUGGAGGAGAAAGCUGCAGCUCCUCCAAAACCAGGGAGGGCAUGCACGGGAGGGAGCAGGCUGGCGAGGAGGGCGAGGCGGGGGCACCUCGCACCAUGGUACCCCCGUGCCGGCGCGGCGCAGUUCCGGAGAUGCCCCUGCUGUGACUGGACGCACCAUGAGCAUCUGGGAGCUGCUCCUGGCUUUCCUGGUGGUGCUGCUGAUGCUCGUGGCCCUGCUGGCCAACGUGCUGGUGCUGAUGUGCUUCCUGUACAGCGCCGACAUCCGCAAGCAGGUGCCGGGAUUGUUCAUCCUCAACCUCACCUUCUGCAACCUGUUGAUGGCCGUCUCCAGCAUGCCCCUGACCCUGGCUGGGAUCAUUUACAAAAGUCAGCCGGCGGGAGAUCAGGUCUGCCACGCUGUGGGCUUCCUGGAGACUUUCCUCACCACCAACUCCAUGCUGAGCAUGGCAGCUUUGAGCAUUGACAGGUGGAUUGCCGUGGUCUUCCCUCUAAGCUACCACUCCAAGAUGAGGUACCGGGACGCCGCUCUCAUUCUCAGCUACACGUGGUUGCACUCGGCGUCCUUCCCCAUAGUGGCAGCUUCUCUCUCCUGGCUGGGGUUCCAUCACCUCUACGCCUCCUGCACGCUCUGCAACAAGAGACCGGAGGAUAGGACACAGUUUGUGAUUUUCACUGGGGUCUUUCACGCCCUCAGCUUCCUCCUCUCCCUGGUAGUGCUGUGUUUCACCUAUCUCAAAGUGCUGAAGGUGGCACGGUUCCACUGCAAGCGCAUCGACGUGAUCACGAUGCAGACCCUGGUGCUGCUCGUGGACAUCCAUCCCAGCGUGCGCGAGCGCUGUCUCGAGGAGCAGAGGAGGCGGCGGCAGCGGGCGACCAAGAAAAUCAGUACCUUCAUUGGUACCUUCAUCCUGUGCUUUGCACCUUAUGUGAUCACAAGACUCGUUGAAUUAUCCUCCGUGGUCCACAUCAACUCCCACUGGGGGAUCAUCUCCAAGUGCUUGGCUUACAGCAAAGCUGUUUCAGACCCUUUUGUGUACUCUUUGCUGCGGCACCAGUACAAGAAGACGUGGAAGGACAUGCUAAACAAGAUCCUCAAGAGGAGCUCCAUCAACUCCUCAGCGCUGGCGGGCGAGCCGCACGGCCGGAACCUCCCGCAGCUCAACGAGUGAGGAGCCCGGCACGGCCCCUGCCAAGGGAUAUUUGGGAAACCACAGCAACUGGCCCGCCCCUAGCAGCUCCCCUCAGCUGCCCAGGUUUUGGGAGGCAGCUGUGGGCAGGGUGAAGGCCAGAGCGUGUCCCUCCAGCGGCCCGUGGCUGCUCUGGGCCUCCUCCCCGCGACUGGAAGAGCGCUAUUGAUCCGUGGUCCUGCCGGCUCCACAAAUACAAAUCUCCCAUUGAUUUCCAUCAGCGGCUGCAUUUAUAGAUAAAAAAAAAAAAAAAUCCAGUCCUCAGCAGAGGGAUUCAUGAAGGUAAUGGGAGCAAAGUGCUGCUGGUGUAAGGUUGUUCUGAAAAGCUGCACAGGGGUGUUUGUGCUGUGUUUGUUGUUGGCUGCAGGUGAAGCUCAUUCUGAUGUAGCUGCCAAGGUGGCUUUACCAAAACCACCCCACUCUAGUGGCUUGUUUGUAGAAACAAAGGUUGUUUGAAGAAAAUAGAGAAGAUUGUUUGUAAAAAAUAUCUUAAUGGGAAUAGCUUUAAAAAAAAUCUAAAUAUUCAUCCCACGUUCAAUGCAGUUCAGCCUUUUCUGACAUAUAAUUUAGGAAGAAUCCCAUAGAAUUGAAGGAAGAGAAAAACCACUUUUGGAAUGUGCUGGAUUCAGCCAUGUCUUCUCUAAAUUUUAAAAAUUUAUUUUACAUAGAAUCUCAGUAAUAUUCUCCCCAUUAAAUUUCAGGAGAAUACAAAUGGUAGACAGGGUGGAAAGGUCAGGAUGCCUCCUGCCUCCCUUCCAUAUAUCUGAGCUCUGAGUAGCUGGAUUCUGCCCAAAGCUGCAGAUCUGGGCCCUGUGCCCAGGAGGAAAAUAACAAAUCUCUUUUUCUGAGGAGUUAUUAAUCAUGGGGCUUUUUCCUACUUAAAGGAAAGAUGAGCCUAAGUCUGAGUUUCAAGUAUAAUUUCCAAAGCAAGUGGAGCACAAAUAAUAAGCCCCCCUCUCCACCAUGAAAGUGGAGCCAAUAAUCUGAAUCCACCCCUGAAUGUGCAAAUCUCUGGAGGUGUCAGUACAAAUCUUUGUAGCUCUGGAUUGCAGUUCUGCAUAGGAACAUUAUUAACAUUUACCAUGCACUCAGAUGCCUGCCCAGAUUUUAAAAUAGGCUUGGUUAAUUAGGCUUCAUGGAUGCAAUGGCAGCUUCAAUAACAGCUGGCACAACUGGCUGUUCUGCCAUCCAUCCCUGCUCAUAUCCCAACUGUCAAUGCCAUUCUGAGGAAAUAAGGCCUCAAGUUGUAAAAAAUGUGGGAUUACUUUUUAGUUGCCACCUUCUCUCAUGCAAGAGAAGAGCUUGGUGUGUUGCAAAAAAUGUCCCCUCUUGAGUUUUCUGGCCUCUGAUUCAAAGCCCAGACAGGGGACUCAGUGAGAGCUUCACCCCAGAGUCAGUGAAUGUCAUACCUCAGUUAUUACCUGAAGAUUAUCAGCUACCAUGUAAAUAAAAAAAAAAAUCAGCUUAAUCCUUAAUUUCAGUUAUAAAAAUACCAUAAUUACAAUAAAAUCCACGCAUAAUUAUAGCCACAGAAUUUAGGAAGCUUUUAAAACACUGCAUUCAAAUGAGCCCUUAGCCAGAUUAAAUAGUCUACCUCAUCUUAAUCAUUUUGCUUCUUAGGCUUAACAUAAUUUUCUCAGGUGCAAUAGAUAAAAACACCCAGUUCAAUACUUAUUUCUUAAGAAAUUCAAGACAUAUUGAUGAUUAGAUUGUAUUGGAAUACAGGAUGUUAGCAAGUUGAAUAGUAUUGAGUUUAAAAAGAUAAAAAAGCUCUAUAUUGAGCAUGUUUGACUUAAAUUGCACCAGGAAAGGCCACAGCUGCUGUAAACUUACACAUGGAGCUGAUGCCAAAGCCAAUGGGAGAUUUGUAGGUCAAUAAGGGCAGCUCCAGAAACAUUUAAACCUUCAAAUUCAAAGAAAGUAAGCUAAUUUCCCCGGAGGAAAAAAAAAAAGCAUAAUCCAUUUAGGACGUCUAGUAAAAGAUGGAGAAUACAGCACUGGACUUGUCUCAUUAUGCUUGUGUAUCACAGUCAGUCGCUGGCUGAUUUAUAUCCCACCAUGAGCAAUAAAUCUCUCCCCUUGUAUGUGUUUAAAAAUUUGUCUCUCUUUCCUGGUGCCUUUCUCCCCUAAUUAAUCUUAUAACAGAGAAUAGAUAUGAUUUCCCCUUCCUUGCAUCAUCUCUCUGUCAUGUUUUGACCAUCUGAAGCAAGCAGGAGUUGUAAAUGCUGGUGCUUGACAAACUGCCUCAGUACACGAAAUAAAAACACCACCCCAGCAUUUCCUGAUGACAUUUUAUAGGAUACUCAAAAUAUGAUGCUGUGGCUUGUUCAGUGCUAGAUUUUCAGCUGAAUUCUCAUAGGCAACUGGCAAAAUUUGUCUAAAAUGUGUGUCUCAGUGGUGAAUGUAGAUAUGAGUAACUAUCUGUCUGCUGAGUAUUAUAUGUACUGCACAACACUCUGGCUGGAGUGGGUUAAAAUCCCGCUGGUAAAUGUAAUAAUGCACAGCAUUUAUUAUCUCUGCUCACCAAGCAGAGCUGUUCUCUUGUCUAACACACGUGUGUGCAAGGAGAGGGAGGGGGGUGGGGGGAAUUUCCAUUCGUUACUUCAAUAUUUUUGAAAAAGUUUUGUCAAGUUUGGCUGCAGCCUGCGCCCAAAAUCUGGAGCUGCAUGUGCAAAAUCUGGGCAGCUGCUUAGGCAAUGUGCAGAUUUCUGUUUGUUGUAUCUGUGACCCAUCUGCAAUAUCUACUGCUCACACGCAUGUUCAAUUAGCAUUUCCUUCAGAGCUUGUGAAUUUGGCAGGCAGCAGAGCACUGGCAGAUGAUUAAGAGGAUGUAGUCCACCACCACCACGUUGUUUUGUGGAUUCUGAGCUUUUCCCUUUGUUCAUUUGAACGGUUUUUACACCAUUUCAGGGCCCUCACCGUGAGCUGUCAUCCCGGUUUCUGUUGUGUUCGUGAGCCAGUUUGAAUGAGAAGAUUAAUUGCAAUUGGCAAAAAUUAUGAGAGACUGAUGAGGAUUGUUGAGCAAUUAUUAAGUACCAGGCCCUCUCUUGACAUAAAUCAAAAUAAUGGUGGUUUCACCUGAGGAUGGGGUCUAUUAGGUGACUUUAUCCAGGGUUUAUAGAUUUAUUCUCUAUGUUUAGAGCCCUUUUUAAAUUGUAUUUACAAGUGGAAGGGUGUGAGCAGGAUUUAGGGAGUUCCUCUGAUGUGCAAGUGCUCACUUCCAAAGUCAGGUAGCCACAUAACCAAUUAAUUCCUACCCCUGUUCUUACACUUUGAGUGGAUGACCCUAAAAACCUCUUUUCAGUAGCCCCAAAUCAGACUUUUUAGAACUUUCCUUAUUUCUGAAAAAAACCAGACCUACAAACCUAGAGAUUAAAAAUGCUUCAGACAAAUCCUUGUGGAGCCUGAUGGCUGCUGCAGCUGUAGCCACACAAAUCACAGCAGCCCAGACCAGCUGAGGUCGGAAGGAACCUCAAAAAGCCCCCAAAAGCCUCCAGAAUCCACAUACCUGCCUCUGGCAGUGAUUUACCCUCUCAGUUUUGCCAAAGCACCUAGAAAAUUAUCUUGGUCUGCUUCAGGUCAACAGUAAAAUCUUCUGGCUAGGAUAUUUUUUUUUAAAAAAUAGCUUUGAGAAGACAUUUUAGACUAAACUUCAAAACUCAGAACAUAUUUAGGAGGCUCCAAAAGUGAAGUAGGAAUGGAUGUGAGUGGGAGGCUGGGAAGUACAAACUGGCUUUGCUGCAGUGGUUUGGGAUUACUUGGCUGCACUGAGCUUUUCCCAGUGCCCUGUUUCCACCCUGAGAGCUCUCCAAGCCUCUCAGACAUUCACUCAUCCCAAAGAAAAAGGUGAAAUCCUGUCAAAGGAGUAUCCUUUUGGGUUUGGGAGGACUCUCAUGGUAUUCAGAUGGUUAUUAUGGAAACUACUCACAUAAUUUGAACAACCAGAGAAUAUAAUUCAUAGAGUCUAGGAGGUUUAGGUCACUAAAAUGUGAAUUUUUCUGGAUCUACAUGCCCAAGGUUUCAUAGCUCCCUCACCUCUCUUAAUCCUAAAUGAAGAAGGCUCUGAAUAUCUUGCCCUGUACGUUUUUAUGUGCACAGUGAAUAUCUCUGGAAUAACCCUUUGGAAAUUGCUUUUCUCUGCUGUUAGAUCUGUCUUCUACCCACACAGUGUUCUCCUGAUUAAACAAAGCUUAAAAGCAAAGACAGGGAGUUCACACCUCUGUCAGCUCAUUGUUACUGGACUCUAAAAGUCACUGAGCAGCACGGAAAGCUCAGCUGGAUCCUGACCCCAGAGCCGCUGGGUGUUUGCUUUGCUGGAUUGUGAGGGCUGAGCUUGUGUGUCUGCAGAAUCAGGGAUUAUGUCUUUGUAACCUGCCCAGACCUGAAUAAGUGAGAACAAUGUCAUUGUAGCCUUAAAUCUAUUUAUUUUUAAUUUGCUUCUUAUGCUUUCAGCAUUCAAUAUAGUGAAAAUGUUCGAUGGGUGAAGGUUUUCUUUUAGGAAAACCAUCCUGCUCCAAAAGGCAGCUGUCCCUGUGGGGAGGGUAUAAAAGUUUACACAGAGAAAAGAGCUGCUGCAGUCUUUGUAAAAUGUCAGCUUCUUACCUGUACUCCUGGUGUGUUUGGUGUAAAUAUGUAUUUAGGAUUGUGGGUUUUAAAGAAAAUACUGCUGGUUUAUGAGCUGAAGAAGUUGCUGUAGUUUACCCUAUAUGUCUAUAUUUCUAAGGAGGAGGAUUAGCCCCACAGGCUGUAAGUGCCCUUCAGAAAUGUGUGUGCCAAGAAGCAGAAGCAUCAGGGGUGUGACAGCAGGGGUGGCAAUUGAGGAGUAAAAUAACUUUUUUGUUGUUGUUGUUGAAGAAAUGCUAUUUCACAUGGUUUCAAUAUACCCAAGGGCACAAGUCCAUAUGGCUGAUUAUUUACACACAAAGUCAUGUCAGGGAAAGGGUUUCCAUCUGGAAUUAUUACUGAGUCAGAGAAGGGUUUGGGGUUGGAAGGGAGCUUAAAUCCCAUCCAUUCCAACCCUACCAUGGCAGGGACACCUCCCACUGUCCCAGGGUGCUCCCAGCCCCAGUGUCCAGCCUGGCCUUGGGCACUGCCAGGGAUCCAGGGGCAGCCACAGUUGGAAAUCCAUUCCAGUCCUCCCCACCUUCACAGGGAACAAUUCCUGAUUCCCAAAAUCCCAUCUAAAUCUCUGGCAGUUUGAAUCCGUUUCCCUUUGUCCUGUCACCCCCUGCUCUGGUCCAAAGUUCCUCUCCAUCUUUCUCUUUUCUAGUCACUGUAGGUCUACAAUCAGAGCUUUAAAACAAAUGUUUUUUUUAAAGGUCAUGCAAAGCAAAAAAAAAAUCAAAAGUCCCCAUUCCCUUGGGAUUUGGAUCCAAUGCCAGAGCAUCCCAGUGAGAUUUCAGUGGGAGUGCAGCAGGUCCAUGGUGCAGAAUUGGCUGCAGCCUUCCUGCCCAUCCCACUGUCCUGCUCCUUAUUGCACUCUGAGCUCUUGAACAACAACUUCAAAAAGCCCUGUCAGAUACCAAAGUGUUUUAAUUUACCUCCUGACCACCAAACCCUUGUGCACAGACAGGUAAAUUCUCCUCCUGUUUUGCUAAUGGGAUCAACGACCAACAGAGGGGGGAAAAAUACAAAGGAAGGAAUCUCAUUAACUGAGUGACUUUUGUGAGGAAAAUGUCAGUGAAAUGCUCGGUGCCCUCAGGGUCACACAGCAAACAUGUGAUAAGGCUGGGGACAAGUUCUCUGUACUUUGUGCCCAGGCUCAUUUAAAAAAUAGUAAAAUAAAGCUACCUGCAUCGGCCAGACUAAAGAAUGGGUCUUUUUAUAGCAGAAACCAUAGGGCUUCCCAGACAAGACAUUUGAAAACUAUUAUCACAUAUUGCCUUGGAAAAUAGAAAUAGGUAACUAAGAGGUGCCUUGAUUAACUUUAUUUACACACAGGGCAUUUUUCUAAUCCUUAGAAGUUUUUUUCACAGCGUUUUUGAUUUUGAAGAUUAUUUUAGGAUUAAAAUUUCCAUGUAUUUGGCAGUCACUAAUCGUUCCCUUCUGAAUUCUUGCAGGAAUGUAACUUAUUACCAGUCCUUCCAGAUACAGUUGGAUAUAAACUUUAGUCCCUAGAUUAGACUAUUAGAAGAUUAUUUGGUUUUUUAAAAAGUUUUUAGGAGCUGGUUUUACAACUCCUUGCUGCAAGGACAGUAGGGCUGCUUGGGUGAGAAAGGACCAUUCAUAUCAUGAGAGGUAUAAAAAUUCAGUCUGUGUAUUUAAAGUAUUUAUUUUGUUUUGCAAAUAUUGAAAAUAGAUGGUUUCCUAUUUCUAAAAGCACCUAGAGCCAGUCUGAAGGAAGAUAGUUAUGAAAUAACAUUAAUAGCUGCUGUAGAUAGGGCAUGUUUGAUUAUAUUAUUAUAAAUAAACCACUAUAACUUAUUGCAUUUAACUCUUUUUUUGUAUAACAAUGGGGUGUAAUUCAGGGGCUAUUUAUUUAGGGAGAAAACGGGAAUAUAAAUGAAAUCUUUCUAAGUUGCAUGGAUAAAGGGAUGCACAGACCUUUUUGUAAUGACAACACACUUAAGAGUGCCAUGAGUUAACAUGGAUUUUAGGGUCCCAGGUAAGCUAAACUCUGAGAGUCUCCUAAGAGAUAUUCCAGAGAAACAAAUCCAUUAAUGAAAAAGGCAAACACAUAAAAUCCUCUGUGUCUACAGUUUAAAGGAAUACAACAAAAUAAUUAUCAUUCCUGAGUUCAGAUUUUGAGUAAUGGGGCCUGUGCUGUCUGUUCUGUUUACAAUGGCUUGUGCUUUGUGGGUACAUAUCAAAUGUUGUAAUAUAUUUUUAUUACAUAGAGUUAAUGGUUAAUACAAAGUGACAUAUAUACAUAAAUACAUACUAAAUCUGUAUAUUGUGAUUUUGUUAACUUUACUGUUAAUGAAAUGUGAUUAUGACAAAUGACUUGG